UUUUUUUUCCCCUUCUUGUUUUAAAUUUUACACAGGAAAGAAAGAUCACUGCAGUGUGGAAUGUGGCAGAGAAUUCUCUAACAGGAGUGCUCUUCAGAAACACAUGAGAGUUCACACCGGAGAGAAGAAAUAUUGCUGUAAUGAAUGUGGUAAACAGUUUUCACAAAUGAGCCAUCUUCAGAUACACACGAGAGUUCACACCGGAGAGAAGCCAUAUUGCUGUAAUGAAUGUGGUAAACAGUUUUCACAUAAAGGCAAUCUUCAGCAACAUAUGAGAAUUCACACCGGAGAGAAGACAUAUUGCUGUAAUGAAUGUGGUAAACAGUUUUCACAGAUGGGCAAUCUUCAGAGACACACUAGAGUUCACACUGGAGAGAAGCCAUAUUGCUGUAAUGAAUGUGGUAAACAGUUUUCAGAGAUGGGCAGUCUACAGAGACACACUAAAGUUCACACUGGAGAGAAGCCAUAUUGCUGUAAUGAAUGUGGUAAACAAUUUUUACAGAGGGGGGCAGUCUACAGCAACACGUGA
Molecule: messenger RNA, 529 nt
Organism: Erpetoichthys calabaricus (reedfish)
Lineage: Eukaryota; Metazoa; Chordata; Cladistia; Polypteriformes; Polypteridae
Product: zinc finger protein 3-like
Exons: 2
Coding region: 104-529 (141 amino acids)
Biological process (GO): regulation of transcription by RNA polymerase II
Cellular component (GO): nucleus
Molecular function (GO): RNA polymerase II cis-regulatory region sequence-specific DNA binding; DNA-binding transcription factor activity, RNA polymerase II-specific
Source: RefSeq, a predicted model, not a curated record